This is a messenger RNA of Vicia villosa (hairy vetch), 17289 nucleotides long. RefSeq lists its product as uncharacterized. The transcript is spliced from 3 exons. The coding region runs from base 7601 to 9574 and encodes 657 amino acids. NCBI's taxonomy places the organism in Eukaryota, Viridiplantae, Streptophyta, Magnoliopsida, Fabales, Fabaceae. The record is from RefSeq and is a predicted model, not a curated record.
AGAAACUCCAGCUACAAAAUGAGUAAUUAAAAGACAAAUUUUCAAAUAAAAAUAGAAUUAAGCGUUUACAUCACACUUUUAAUAAAUAGAUAACUACAAAUUUCAGUUAAGUGUGUGGUAAUCAUGAACAAAAAACACUUUGGGGUUGGGGGUUUGUUCAUUUUGCUUAUUCUUCUUCCUUUUGAAGAAUCGUUGUAGGCUGCUCGGACUGGAUCUUCUAGGAAGGAGAAAAAAGGGGGGGUGUACCUGCAAGGUACUCCAAUGCCAAAGUAAGUUGACGAGCAAAGGAGCGCAAGUACUAGCUAAGAGUGAGUAAGAAUUGAAUACCUGACCCUCUACUGAGAGAGGGUAUUUAUAGCCCCCAGCGCUGGGCCAUGAUCACGCUAGUGGACUGGAUUUCCAGGCCCAACUAGGAGACUGCCAGGUUUCCUAGGCGGAAAUAUCGGAGGUGCGUGAUGCCCUCUGUCCUGGUUAACCGCUCCGGAAUCCCAGGGAGACGCGGUCUUAUAAGGGCCACGUGGACUCCGUAGUAUUCGGAGGAUUGGGUGUGAAGGACCACUGCGCGGAGCAGGGUCCUCGGCAGACAAGUGCUCGUAGAAAGCUGUGUGCCGAGCAUCCACCUGCUCGUGGAGAGCACUGUGCCGAGCACCAGCUAGAAGACGGAGAGCGGUGCCGGGCAAAGCCGAGACGAACAUGAAGCAUCGUCUGCCAGUAGCUUAGGUUGGUUUGGGCCUUUAAGCCUAAUGGGCUGAAACUAGGUGGGCCGAAUCUCGGCCCAGCCCAGAACAGGAGCCCCCCGAGUCGGAGUUCCGAGGAAGGAGCUUCGAGUUUUGCCCCGAGCAGCGUCGCCUCGCGGAAAAAGUCGGAAGGUCGCGCGUGGAGGGCACGCGCUGACGUGGCAGUGUAAUGAUUGCCUAGGGGUAGUGUGGUGUCGUUUUCUUUUACCUCCCCGUUUCACUUGGGAGGACGGCACGCUAAACCCUUCACGCGAAAUUUGGAAGGAGAAUGCGCCCGUGGUGGGAUGAAUUUUAUUUCAGUUCUUCCUACGAUAUCACACGAACUUUCUUAUUGUCCUACGAGUAGGAAAGGGAAAAAAAAGAUCUCAACUAAACCCUAGGAGUUUGCUAAGUGUGGGGAUUUCACCUAGACUAGAAAUUCUGGAGUCCGGGAGGUCGGUUAUACAUAGGGAAGUGUUUAAACACCCUACAUAUCUGUAGUACUCUACAGGAACCUUCUCUGUGUCAUUGUGAUUGUGUUUGCUGCUAAUGAUUGGGAAAGUUUCUCCUUUGUGUUAGGAGAAGGAAUUGAAUUGAUUUGAAAAGACAGACAGACAGACAGACUGACUAUUUUUGGUAUUUUAUUAGCUCGCUGAGAUUCCUUGUGAACCUCAUGCCUACAUAUCCCUAGUGGAAGUCAGAGCUUAAUGUAGUUCGGGGAACUAACUAGGGAAAUUAAAUGUUUUUGGUGCCUUGCUUGAAGCUCAAGGUUGAAGCUUGGAAUUAAAUCUCUGUUUACAGUAAAGAGACAUGAAAUUAUCUCUACAGAGAGGUAUUUGUACUAUUCUACCACAAACAUUUAAAGGAGUGACAGAAUAAUUGGAUUCAUCUCAUUCAAGAGGGGGACCUUACUUGUGUGUGCAAGUAUGCCAGUCAGAUGCCUCUUAAAUGAAAGAAAGUUGCUCGUCCAAAUUAGGGAAAGUGUACAAGUCUGGGGAUGUGCUAGAGCAUGUCUUUCAGAGUCCUAAAUGGGAGACUUUGAUUGAAAUUGAAAUUGAAAUGUUUGUUUGUUUGAAUGUGGUAGAGUAGUAAAAAUAUCUCUCUAUAGAGAUAAGCUAUGUCUAUCUACUGUAUAAAAGAUUUGACUUUAGCUGGCUUGUAUGAGGCCCAAGCUUGAGGCUUUUUGAUUGAUUAAUUAAUUAUUAUUGACUCUGGGAGAUGACUCCAUUGGGAAUUAAUUACAGGGUAUUUUUGUGUCCUGUACGAAGCCCAGAAUUGAGGCUGACUCUACUUAGGGAGACUCUAUUUAUGUGCCUUGUACAAAGCCCAAGGUUGUGGCUAACUGUUGGGGGUAAUUUGAAUGAAUGACUCUAUUUUAUGUGCCUUGUACAAAGCCCAAGGUUGUGGCUGACUCUAGCUAGGGAAAAAACAUUAUUUUCUGCCUUGUACAAAGCCCAAGGUUGUGGCGGACUCUUAAAUGAAUUAAGUAUGGAUGACUAUAUGGGGAAAGAUCCUAAGUGUUAGGAAUCUUUGACACAUGAAAGUAUGGUUUAUCUGCCUUGUACAAAGCCCAAGGUUGUGGCUGCUGAAUGAUGAAGAACUCACUGGGGAGACUCUAUUAUCUGCCUUGUACAAUGCCCAAGGUUGAGGCUGACUCUUGACAGGGGAGUUUUAUUGUUUGGGUGCCUUGUAUGAAGCCCAAGGUUGAGGCUAACUGUUUUUGUUGGUUUUGACUCUACUGAGGAGAUUUUAUUUAUUAAAAGACUGUUUUUCUUUGGAAGCUAACCCUUUCCAGGGAUUUUGACUCAGCUGGUGAAUUUGUCUGUUAAAAGACUGACUUUUAUCAUGUUUUUUGGAGGCUGACCCUUUCCAGGGAUUUUGACUCUUUUGGGGAAAUUAUCUCCCAAGAGAAAUGAAUCUUUAUUUUUUUGACAUUUUUAUUAAUUGACUUUGGAGGCUAACCCUUUCCAGGGGUUUUGUGAAAUGAUUUGGGUAGCUCUCCAUUAAUUAUUAAAGGAUGAAAGGAUUGGCAGAAAGAUUAUCUAGGGGAGACUUCUUGUUUAAAGCCCAAGAUGAAGGCUGACUCAAUGCUGAGGAUGACCAAACAUGGAUCCUAGACUCUACUAAGGAAGAUUGAUGAAGAUAAGGGUGACAGAGACUGUCCAUGUCUCUCAUUCCAAAAGGUGUACUCAAUGCAAAAUUGAGACAAACUUAGCUUGUUUAAAGUCUGGUUUAAAUUGGAAGAAACUCACCAGGGUAGGCUAAAAGGUGACUAAAGACCUGUUCCUAUGUUUAUAAGAAACCUGAUGGGUCCUUGUAUACAAGCUCAAGAGGAAGCUGGAAAUGCUUUUAAGAAGCCUGUGGGUCCUUGUACAAAGCCCAAGAGGAGGCUAAUCGAGGGUCCUUGUUAUAGCACAAGAGAAAGCUAUGUAGUUUUGAACUUAUUUUGGCUCUAAGCAAAUGGGUAAGAGGUUUCACCGGGAAUAAUUCCUCUUUGGGUGGAUGUGUCCUAUAUUUUUGGAUUCUAAGGUUUUUGCCAAGAUGUUUCACCGGGAAUAAUUCAUCUUGGGGGUUUGAACUACAGAUCUCUAAUUAGGAAAGAGCCUUCACCGGGAAGACAUUCUCAAUCCUAGGUCAUAUUCCUAUAAUAUAUAUAUAGUUUAACUGUCCUAGGGUUUAUACUCAAACGUAGUUCUAAACUAAUAUAUGCACGGUUCUAUAUUUGACAGUAAUUUAAACAAAGACUGUAAAUUGAAAACUUGUAAAGCCUAACCUGGAUGGAGUGGAGGCCAUUGAAGAAGUAUGUACAGAGCCUCAACAGUAUUUUUGUUGUUUUGUUGAUAACAGUUGAAUAUAUAUGAUAAACAGUUAAUGGUUUUUGAAAACAGAAGAAGUGAAGAUGGACAAAGGUCACAUAGGUAUCUGAAGAGUUUCACCGGGAAUAAUGCCCUUCAAAUACCAGAAGAAUGUUUUGAAAACAGAAAGAAGAUUUUGAAAAUACAGUUUUGAAAACAAGCUAAGAAGAGAAGGUUUUUGGGACUUACACUCUAUUAGAGGCCCAGUACUUUGCAGUACUGGUGUAAAAACAAUUUAAAAAAAUGACUUGGAAUGAUACAAGGUUUUGUUGUUUGAAAACCUUAAUCAUUUGAUUUUAUCAGAGAUUGAAAACAGUUUUGGGAUUUGACAAAAGUCAACUUAAUUAAAGUAAAAAUAAAGAUUUUUACUUAAUUAAGACCUAAACAAAUAGGGUUUUAUCAUAAAAAUUAUUUAUAAAAUGAUUAGGUUAAAUCAAAGUGAAUAUAUAUAUUUAAAGUAUUUAAGAAAACACUUAAAAACAUACUAUUUUAAACCUAAUUAAAAUUCAAGAAAUACAUAAUAUUUUUAUGAUUUUUUUGACUAUUCACAAAAUAGGUAUAUUAAAUAAUAGGUGUAUGAAAAAUGAAGUGAAAAUAAUUUAUUUUGAUAGGUUAAAUAAAUAUGUGAAGUUGUGAAGAGAAAUGAAAGAAAUUAGUGUUAAAAAAUAAGUUUUGGCCCUUGGAGGGUUUGAACCCACGCCCUUGAGGUCACCAAUCCAAAACAACACCACUGGGCCAACGCGCGCUCAGUGUUAGUGACUUGCCUUCAUUUGGUUAUGUUUCAAAACAAGUUGUAAAUCUUUGAAAAAUAAAAUAAUCAAAAAGUCUGGGGCGAGGGGGAUUCGAACCCCAGACUUUGGGCACGAGGAGACUAAGAGCGCAUGUGUGGCCACUAGGGCAAGUUAUUCAGUCGUUAAUAAAACGCACACCAUUCAAAAUAAAAUAAACUCUCCCCUGAGAAUUCAAAUUUGCGCGCCACCACCAUCUUCAUCUUCAACCUCAAGCUCUCCAUUUUUGAAUUUCUGAACUUACUCGUUUCUCAACCAUUUGCAACGAUGUAAACACGAAACUUGCUCUAAAUUCACUCACGAUUCUAAGUAUGUAACUAACAAUGACUAUCAUUAACUACAUCUAACUAAUUUACCAGAAAUCGUGAAGAACCCUAAAAUUUCAAAAUUAAAUUAAAUGACUAUACUGAAAGAUAAAUGGAUGAUGAUAGAGGGUUUUCAAUCCUCUGAUGAUGCUGAACAAGAUAGAAUCGAGCUAUUUCACAAAGAGUACUUAAAUUAAAGAGAGGGAGUUCAGAAACUUACCUCUGAAAAUGGAGAUCGUGAGGAUGAUAGAGAGCAACUGGGCUUGUAUGAAUGAUCCCAAAAGCUUCCUUGUGGCUCAGUGAUGCUAACUGAAUGCUUGUAAUAACCUCAAACCUCCUGAAUUGUUCUAUGGACCUCCCUCGAUUUCAGCUUCAAGUGAACAUGGAGGGUGUUGAUUCUCGAGUUACAGAUGAGCUGCAGCCAUCUGGUUAGCUUCACUAUGACCUGAGGAGUGUGUCUGGAUGAUUGGCUUGCCUUGAAACCUUCUGAAUCACUCCAUGGACCUCCAACUGCAGAUGCUCCAAAGUGAGAGCAACAAUGGUGUUCCUCCACCUACAGAAGUGAUCCAGGUGCUUGGAUCACCUCAAAUGACCUCCCUUGAGAUGUUAGAAUGCUCACUUCCCAAAGAUAAGCUCUGGUUUGAAGAAAUCGAUUCUUCUUGCCAAAGAACUUUGAAAAACAAUGAACAAGAGAAGAGAAAGAGAAAGCAAGUAAUAUGGUUGCUUUGGUGUGUUUUUGAAUGAGGAAUGCAUCUGUAUUUAUAGGCAAAUGGAUCAGUAUAGCUGCAGAGGAGUGAGCUUCCUUAGUGAAGUUGAUUUGCUUUCUUAGCCAUGAAGGAAUUCAAAGAAUAUUCCAAGUGCAAUGAUGAGCUCUUUGAUACCACUCCCUAGCCAUCGGUUUUGCUUGAUCUUAGGGGACCAAAUGGCUGCAGAAAUGAGCUCCAAUUGGUUGGGAGAAGAUUCCUUUGAUGAAUCAUCAAUUUGCCAUAAAUUCAAAAAUGCAAUCAUUACAUAAUCACAUGCCUUUGUUUUUUGGAAUCUUCUCUAACCCUUAUGCAAUGAUGGAAAUUGAUGUAUGGUAUGGUUUCAGAUGCAUUAGAGGUCGUGUAGCAUCACUUAGUGAAGCAAAAUGCACAAAAUUGCAAAGUUCCAAAUUGUACAUGACCUAUAAUUUUACUUCAUGAGGCCAACUUUGAACAAGCAUAACUCCUAGCUCAAAUUGAAUUUGAAGAAGGUUGAACACAAUUUGGAAAGCCCUAAACAUCUACUUCAAAUCAUUAGUUUGGAGUUUCUUCAGAAUCCUUUGGGAAAUUUGUGAAAAAUGAGCCUAAAGUUGGAAGAAAACUAGGUUAAAACACUUAGAAAAAUUUCUAAGUGUUUAUGACCUAAACUUCAAAAUUUCCAAAACUUCAUAAAUGGUUGAUCUUUUGAAAAAAGUUCCCUUGUAAGAUGUUGUUUUAUUUGGCAAGAUCUACAACUUUCAUGUUGGAAGUUUUUUGAGUUGUGUAGGUGAAAUUUUGAGAUCUCACCAUGCCCUCAAAAACCCUAAUUCCCGACUUUUCGCUCUUUGAUGAAUUUCUUUGAAUUUCUUUGGUCAAAUGACUUUGACAUCCAUAUAUUGAUGAUAUUGAUCUUUGAAAGUCAUUUUUUGACCAAAAACCUUAAAAGUCAAUGAUGAUCCUUCAUAGUUGACUUUUUCCUGAUAAAGUGAAUUUUUGGGCUUUUGUGUAGAAACAAGAUCUUCUCCCCAAAUGGAUGAUAUAAAUGGAUUAUAUUGAGGUAGUAGAGACUCUUGAAUCAUGUCUUGAGUUUUGGAUUCAUGCCCUGAUCAGAAGUCAACUAUCUUGGUGAAUUAGGUCAAAACCCUAAUUUGUCGACCAUGUGAAAAUAAUGACUGUAGACUUUGAAUUGAAGUGUGAUGUCCAGUAGAUCUUGUCAUAUGAGUUAUUUGAAGAUGAUUGAUGUUUUUGAAUGGUUCCCUGGGGCUUUUUAGGGUUUCCCAAAAGUGAUCCCUGAUUUUAGUCCUUGAUAGGCUCAAAACCCUAGUCUGGUGACCUGAGUAAACCUGUACUCAUAUGACUGGAUGUCUAAUCAGUCAUAGAUGAGAAAAGUGAAGUUUUUUUGAGCCCCAUGAUUGUAUUAGAGACUAAUCUUUGUAUUGAUUGAUCCUUUGCCUGAGCUUUCUUGUCUUUGAGCAUCCUUGAUUAGGUACCAGAUGGAGAAAUGACUGCUCUGGGUACUUGUCUUGACUUGAUGAAAAAUCCUGAAGAUAUGUCAUCUCAGGGGGGUCAAAAAUUAGGGUAUGACAGGUAGGAGGCGGCGCCUAGGGAAUCUGUGUCAGCCGACGUGACGUUUCGUAUUCCGGGCAAAAUCUCCUAUAAAAGGAACGAGGCUUCUCAUUAGGGCAUUUUUUCGCCUCUGUUCAAGUGCUCGGCGUCUGUGGUUGAUCUUUAAAUCUCUCAUUCAAGAAUUUCUUCCAGCAAUCGAGUUUCCCCAACAUCAUGUCUGGAUCAGGUACGACUGUGUUCUUACUGGACUUUGAAUGAUUUCCUGCAUUUUUAUGAUAAAUUUAGUUAUGAGUUUAUGCCGUUUUUUUGCCAUCUAAGUCGGCAUAUUGCUGCGGAGUAGGGUAUCUUCCUCGGGUUAUUCAUGCGAUGCCCGGGGGGAACCAAUGUAAACGUUGGAUGAUAUUUGUUUUCCGCCCGGCUUUUUCAUGUCUCAACUCGUCGUAUUCAUGGAACGGACGGCAUGUUUAAGUUUCUAAUCGGUUUAUUCCUCAACGUUGCCGGCCUGAUUGAGGCCAGUUUGAGUUUUGCCGAGGUGGACCCGAGCGUCUUGGCCGCUGUCUUGGUUGAUUCAUUGAAGGGGUUUGGUCGGUGGCUUGACUGCUUGCUGUUCCACCCUUUCACUUGCUUCGCGGUGGAAGGGUGGAUUUGAUGACCGGUCGAAUUCUUUUUUUCCUUCUGCGUGCAGGUGAAUCAGGUUCGGGGUCUAGCUCGGAGUCAAGCUCAGGGUCUAGUUCGAGCUCGUGGGAUGAGUCUCAAAAGACGAGUGCGAGCAGCUCCGAGGUCGAAGAGGUAGAGGCCGAGAGCGCACCUCUUUCAGUGAUAGAAGAGGGUGACGAUGAGGGGGUGUCCCCGGGGUCCGACGAGGAAGCUGGGUCUGAUGAGGAAGUCGGGUCCGACGAGGGUGUCCCCGUGACCCCCUUGUUUGAGUAUGACUUUGAAGUGGACCUAGAUUGGGUGGCCGAGGAGCCCCAGCUGGAGGUAUCGCGAUACACCGAGUCGCUGUCCGGUGCGUUCCGUGAAGUUGAAGAACGAGGGCCGAGCGAUGAACUGAACUUUCAGGUGGUAUGCCCGUCCGCCGACGAGCGCAUUUGCUCUCACUUUCAUGGAGAUAGUUUCGCCAUGUACGAGUAUGUUUUUCGGGAGCUCGGAUUUCGUCUGCCGUUUACCAGCUUCCAGGUUUCGCUUCUGGCUCGUCUUGCGCUGGCGCCGUCUCAACUACACCCGAACGCUUUUGCUUUUAUGCGAGCCUUCGAAAUUGUCUGUGAGUAUCUGGGCAUCGGGGCCACGACCGACCUGUUCUGCCGUUGUUUCAGAGUCCAACGGAAGGUGGCCGACGGGCGGUAUGGCUGGGUUUCCUUCAAGAAUGCCGACCGUAAGCUCUUCAAAAUGUUUGUUGACUCGGUUAAGGACUUCAAAGACCGGUAUUAUGUCGUCCGUCUGCGCAGCCGGGCAGCAUAUACCUCGCUGUCGAAAAUGGUGACAGUGCGUGGCGAGGACGGGGCCCCGGAGAGGGACGAGGAAGGGAAUGUUCAUACCAGACUCUGCAGUGUGUUCCCCUUUGUCUGGUGGAAGGCCCACUUCAGUUUUCCCCCCAAACAUUAUGCUCGGGAAGACGGGGACUUGGACGAGCAAGAUGCAGCAUCGUACCUUCGUCUUUGCCAAUGGGUGGACAGCUUCACCCUUAGUUCGUGGGUAUCGAGGACCGGGGAACCUAUUUGUGACGAGGAUGGGGUCCCGAUGACCGAAGCUAGAGCCAUCAACACCCGGGCUCUUUUGAUGUGCCGGACGACGGCGGAAACGAAGGCGUUAUUAGAUGCUAUGCCCGUGAAGGAGGACAAGGUCCUGAAGGCGGCCCAGGAUGGAAGGAGGAUCCGGGCGUUAAAAAACAAGAAUCGGGGGGUGGGUUCAGGUGAACAUUCCGGUUCUGCUGGUUCUCCUCUGGUGAUCCCGGAAGGGGGGACGCCGAAGAGGCAGCGUCGGUCGGAGAUGUCCCGGGAAGAUCCACCAGUCACGGGAGCUGAGCGCGGAUUUGUACUUCCUCCUUGCUUCAAAGAGGGUCAGUUUUUCGAGAAGUUUCCUCUAUCCCUCUCCCCGGAUGAGUCUCGCCGAGUUGAGGAGAUGUCUUCCCCGGCCCGGCUAAAGCAGUUGGCCAGCGACAGUGCUGCUGUAAUGAGGGUCGUCGGGAUGGCUCAAAUGUUUGCCCAAGGGGGUGCUGCUUCUGCUGAGGUCCUGCAGAAGGCGGAGGACGAUAAGAAGGCCGCCGAGGAGGAAGCUGCCCGGCAAAAAUCUCUUCGGGAGAAGAUAAAGAAAAAGAUGGAGGAUCUUUUGAAGCAGAAAAACGAGGAGGUGGAGGAGGAGAAGAAGAAGGUCGCUGAACUCGAACAGGCUUGGGAGCCGACCGCCGAAGAAUCCUCGGAUGUGGCGGCCUUGAGGUCGAGGGCCGAAUUUGUCGAGAAGAUUGACGACUUGAAGAUCGAGCUUGCUGACAUGGCCGAGGAGGGGUUCAAAUGUGCCGUUCAGCAGUUGAAAUUUCUGAAUCCGGGCCUGAAGACGGACAACAUUGGAGUGUCGAGCAGGAUUGUGGAUGGCCAGCUGAUCCCCGGCACACCUGAAGAUGAUUGAGUUUUUAGGGCCUGCGCGUCCUUGUUUUCUCGGCCUGCGUGCCGUUAAUUUUAUGGUGAUUUGUUGGGCUGAAGCCCGGGAUAUUGGGGGCCUGCGUGCCCGUUUUUGGUUGUAAUAUUAGAACAUCGUCAGCCAAUUUGGUCGGCAGUAAUGUCCAUCAAUUUUUCUAUGUUUGUUUUAGCAUUGUAUGCUUUAAGUUAUUUUCGCUGUAUGUCCGUAUAUCGUCUUUGAUUGUAGGCUAUGCUCGUAUGCUCCGAGGAUAUAAUCCAUACUUAGAAUAUUUUACAGCGUUUUGACCAUGAUCGUCCGUUCCGAUUGCAUGUUUUAUACAGUAUUUUAUGGCGUUCGGUUGUGCUCGAAUUUUCCGGGGACUUGCUCCAACACUUGAUUGUUUUGAUAGCAAUAUGCCGCAGUCGGGCAUACCGGGGAGCUGCCUCAAUAUUUAGAAUAUCCGAGGGUUGUUGGUUAUGCUCGGACAUCCCGGGGGUAUAUUCUAAUACUUGGAAUAUAAUUGAUAACAAUGGAAAUGUGCUCGGCCCUGGUUGGUUGCCCGGAGGUGUGGGGAACGAUCCGGGGGCGCAGAGCAGGUGUGCGCUAUUAGCGAGCGCGAGACCGCGGUUGCGGCCAAGCGUUCGCGGCGUGAACGAUCCCAUCGCGAGCUGGGGUUCUGCCAUGCAGGUACUUCCACGGAGGAUCUAGGUGUAAAACCCGCCGAGGGGCCGGUCCGUCCAUCCGACGAGGGGGAUCGACAGUUGCUGUCGUGGAAUAUUCACGUCCGUACCGACGACGUGGAUCCGUGCCCGUCUGUUACCAGAGUUUGGGCCAGGUGCCGGGCAUUUUAGUUUAUGUUUUAACUGUAAUAACGUCUGAGUUUUUCGGCGUUCCAGGGUCGAGCAAGUUUUUCGCCGAGAAGAUUCUCGAGAUAGUAGGCGCCAUUCUCGGUUUUGUCAUAAACUCGGUAUGGGCCUUCCCAGUUUGGGGCUAGUUUGCCUUCGCGCGAGUCUUUCAUGUUUCUGCGGAGCACUAGGGCGCCGAUUUCAAAUUCGCGCUUUAUAACUUUGGCGUUAUGGCGAAGAGCUAUUUGCUGUUUUAGUUUAGCUUCUCGGAGGGAGGAUCCUGCUCGGAUCUCCUCUACCAUAUCGAGUUCCUCCCUCAUGGCCUCGUCGUUAAGUUCUUCCUCGAGGGGGGACUCGGUUCGCCGAGAAGGUUCUCGGAUUUCCACGGGGAUUACGGCUUCGGUGCCGUAGGUUAAUCUGAAAGGAGUCUCGCCUGUGCUUGUAUGGGGCGUCGUUCUAUACGCCCAAAGUACACUAUGUAGUUCUUCGACCCAGGCUUUUUUAGCUUCGCCGAGCCUCCUUUUCAGUCCUCGGAGGAUGACUCGGUUGGCUGCCUCCGCCUGCCCGUUCGUUUGAGGAUGUUCGACUGAGGUGAAGUGCUGUUUUGUGCCGAGCUUGGCCACGAAUUCUUGGAAUUUCCUGUCAGUGAAUUGGGUGCCGUUGUCGGUGAUUAUAGCCUGUGGUACUCCGAACCGAGCGAGUAUGUUUCGUUUGUAAAAGCGUAGCACGUUUUGAGACGUGAUCUUGGCGAGGGGUUCGGCCUCUAUCCAUUUCGUGAAGUAAUCUACGGCGACCACCAGGUACUUAUUCUGGUAUGAUCCGACCGGGAAAGGACCGAGGAGGUCCAUUCCCCAGGUGGAGAAAGGCCAAGGAGAGGAGAGGGAUUUAAGCUCGUUGGGGGGAGCUAGGUGCAUGUCGGCAUGCCGCUGACAUCUGUCGCAUUUUUGAACAUGCUCUUUGGCGUCCUGCUGCAUAGUCGGCCAAUAAUAGCCGGCUCUGAGGGCUUUCCUCGCGAGCGACCGGCCGCCGAGAUGCUGGCUGUUGAUCCCUUCGUGAAGCUCUUGCAGUACUUCCAGCGCUUGCGAGCUGUCGAUGCAUUUAAGGAGGGGGAAGGAGAAGCCCCGUCGAUAGAGUUUAUUUUCGAUGACUGUGUACGAGCAGGCUCUCCUCUUAAUGGCUGAUGCUUCCUUCGGGUCGUCGGGAAGCUCGCCGUUUGUGAGGUAUUUGUACACCGGGGUCAUCUAGCAAUGGUCGUCUCCGAUGGCAAACACUUGUAUGGCUUGCGUGUUUUUGCCUAUGCUUGGAUCGGAUAAGAUUUCUUGUAUCACCGACUUAUUUCCUCCCUUCUUUCGCGUGCUCGCAAGCUUGGAUAAGAGGACGGCCCGCGAGUUGUGUUCCCGAGGGAUGUGUGCGACGUCUGCCUUUGUGAAUCCUUUCAUCUUUUCUUUGACGAGCGAUAGAUACUCGGCUAGUGUGUCGUUUUUGGCCUGGUAAUCGCCGCUAACUUGGGACGCGACCAGUUGUGAGUCGGUAUAAAUCAUGACUUCCCGAGCGCCCACGUCCUCGGCGAGGCGUAGGCCCGCUAGGAGGGCUUCGUACUCGGCCUGGUUGUUCGAUGUGGUGAAGGAUAGGACUAAGGAUACUUCGAUGACGAGCCCCUCGUCGUUCUCCAAGAUGAUACCGGCUCCGCUGCCUGCGUGGCUUGAGGCGCCAUCGAAAUAGAUGGUCCACUUAUUCUCGGUGGGUGUUGGGGAGUUGGAGAUCGUCGUCAUCUCGGCGACGAAAUCGGCGAGUGCUUGGGCUUUUAACGCUUUCCUGCCCUCGUAUUGUAUGUCGAAUUCGGACAGUUCGAGGGACCAUCUCAGCAUUCUCCCGGCCAUGUCAGGUCGGCUGAGAAGCUGUUUGAUCGGUUGGUCUGUCCGGACGAUAAUAGUGUGGGCGAGGAAGUAGUACCUCAGUCUUCUGGCGGCCGUUAUUAGGGCCAGCGCGAUUUUUUCUAUCUGUUGAUAGCGGACCUCGGGCCCUUGUAGGGCUUUGCUAGUGAAGUACACUGGCUUCUGCCCGUCUUCCGUCUCUCGGAUCAGGGCCGCGCUGGCCGCCUCGCCUGAAACGGCCAAGUAGAGAUAGAGAACCUCGUUGCUGUCUGGUCGGGAUAGCACCGGGGGUUUGGAGAGCACUUGUUUGAGGUGGGAUAAUGCUUGUUCGCAUUCCUCGGACCACUCGAAAGCUGCUUCCUUCCGAAGAAGCUUAAAGAAUGGAAGUGCAUGCUGGGCGGAUUUCGCGACGAAGCGGGAUAAUGCCGUGAGCAUUCCGUUUAGUACCUGGAUGGAUUUUUUAUUGGUGGGGGUAGGGAGGUCUGAGAAUGCUCGGCAUUUAUCAGGGUUGGCUUCUAUUCCCCGUUCUGUUAAGUAGAAGCCGAGGAAUUUGCCCGCCCGUACUCCGAAGGUGCACUUCUCUGGAAUGAAGCGCAUCCUGCAGGACCUGGCCUGCUCGAAGACCCGCUUGAGAUGUAGCGUGUGGUCGGAGUCUUCUCGAGAUUUGACGAUCAUGUCGUCCAUAUACACCUCGAGCGUGUCGCCGAUUUCUCCUCGGAAGACCCUGUUCAUCAUCCGCUGGUAAGUUGCCCCGACAUUUUUGAGUCCGAAGGGCAUUACGUUGUAGUAAUAAUUGCCCGAUUCGGUCAUAAAAGCCGUGCAUUGCUUGUCGCAUUUCGCCAUGGGAAUCUGGUUGUAACCAGAAUAAGCGUCCAAGAAGGACAACAGUUUAUAGCCGGCCGAGUUGUCGACCAGUCUAUCAAUAUUAGGUAAAGGGUAGGCGUCUUUUGGACAUGCCCGGUUAACAUCAGUAUAAUCAACACACAUUCUCCAUUUUCCAUUAGAUUUUUUAACAAGUACAACAUUUGAGAGCCAAGUUGAAUACUUGGCCUCGGAAAUAAAAUUUGCCUCUAGGAGGUCUUUUACAGCUUUCUCGGCAGCCUCCGCUUUCUCGGGAGACUGCCGACGCCUACGUUGUACUACGGCCUUGGCGGUUGGAUUGAUGGAGAGGUGGUGGCAGGCGACCUCAAGGUCGAGUCCGGGCAUCUCUGCGGCGCUCCAGGCGAACAGGUCGGCAUUGGCUCGAAGGCAGGCUACAAGUUGUUUCCUUGGUAGGUCAGGGAUGCCUUUGCCGAUCUUCACUGCUCUGUCGGGGUUGUCCCCCAGGGGGAUCAGCUCGAAAUCUCCGUCGGGGACAGGCCGGACGGGAUGAGGGGCCUUUGAUUGUGUUUCUUCCCCGGUCUUCAGUUCUUCUUGUGUGAACCUUGCAUCGAGGUCGACUGAGCUGACGUUGGCCGUUGGAACCUGAUCUUCCCGAGGAUGCUUGUCUUCGGCUCUUGGUUUUUUGUUGGAGCUGGUCGGAGGAGCGAUCAGCUCUAAUCCUUUGACGGAUGCAUCGAAGAUCCUUCUCGCAGCUUCAAUGUCGGCGUUAAUGGUGGCCACUUUCCCUGUCCUCGUGUAGAACUUCAUCUUCAGAUGGACCGUGGAGGGCACGGCGGUUAGCUCGGCCAGUGUUGGGCGCCCGAUGAUGCAGUUGUACAAUGUUUUGCAGUCGAUUACCAAAAACCUGGUUUUGACUUGCCUGGACGCUUCCCCUUCCCCGAAGGUGACAAUCAGCUCGACGUAGCCCCAUGGUUUGGUGGUGGCUCCGUUAAAACCUUGGAGGUCGGAACCCACAUAGGGAGUGAGGUGCGAGUCGUCCAGCUGAAGUGUUUGGAAGAGGUGGGAGUACAUGAUGUCGACUGAGCUACCUUCAUCUACCAGGACCCGUCGAACAUCGAAGUUUGCCAUUCUGGCCCGGACGAGGAGGGGAAUGGUGGCGUUUGGAGCUCCUCCGGGCAGUUCUUCAAGGUAGAAAGUGAUUGGCUCUGACUUUCCUCGGAAUUUCCGCAGAGUAGGGCCGAGGUCGGCAUUGGCGCUGAGUAGCUCGUCGAACUUUCUCUUGACUGAACUGACGGUGAGAGAGCCGGGGUCCCCGCCGUUGGAGAUGACCAUUGCGGUGGGGAAAUGUUCCCAGGUGCUGAGGGCGGUCGUCACGCCGACCGAAGGGAUGAAGUCUUCCGGUCGGGUUACGGACAGUGCGACUUGAAGCGGUCUGCUGUCUGGUGAGUUCCCCUCGUCAGAGUUUCGAGGGAUGUCUCUUCUGGGGGGUUCUCCCUUCUUGGUGUAUCUUGCCAGGUGGCCCUCUUUGAUCAGGGUCUCUAUGGCAUCUUUGAGAUUUAUGCAUUCGUCGGUCAUAUGCCCGUGACUUUUGUGGUACUUGCAGUACUUGGACUUGUCCGUCCCCGGCCUUGUAGGAUUUGACUUCGGGGGCCUGAUGUUGGAUUUCUUGAACUCGGCGUUCUGGCAGUCGGUCAGGAUUUUUUCCCGGGAGGUGUUCAAAGGAGUGUAGUCGUUGAAACGCCCUGCUGGUCCUCGCCGUUCUUUGACAUCUCGGGACCUGUCGUCCCUUCUUUUGUCUUGUCCUCGGCGUGACCCCGGGUCCUCGAGGUUUGAGCUGCGAGCGGCAUUACUGCCCCUCGAGGCUUUGAUCGCGGCUGCCUCGCCUUCCUCAAAAUCGAUGAAUGCCUUUGCUUUGCGGAGGAGGGCAUUCAUCGAGUGCACCUUCUCAAUCUUAAUGGCCUUCUUGAAGUCACUGCCGGGGAGAAGUCCUCGCUCCAAGAUGUACCUCUUCAUGUAGUCUUCUGUCUGCACUUGGACGGCCUCCUUGUUGAAUCUUUCAAGGUAAUCUCGAAGAGGUUCGUUGGGUCCUUGUACCACGGCCUCGAGAUUGGCUUCCGAUUUCGGUUGUCGUCGGGAGGCUGUGAAGUGGCUCAAGAAGAGUUCUUUGAGCUCGGUCCAGGAAUGGAUGGAGUUCGAAGGGAGGUUCCUGUACCAAUUCAUCGCUCCCUUCCUGAGGGUGGUUGGGAAAAUGCGGCACUUGAUCGAGCCUCUGACGACGUGAUAGUCCAUGACCGCUUCGAUGCUCCGAAUAUGGUCGUCGGGGUCAGUGGUUCCGUCGUAUUGGUCCAAUACUGGCGGUUUUUCCAUCCCCCGAGGGAGGUGGGCUCUCCGGAUACUGGCGGACAAGGGGCUGCGGAAGUCCUCCUCGUCGCUCGGUCCUGGUGAAUGGUAGUGCCUGUUUCGUCGGGAAUCCUCUUGGUUGUCACCCAACGCAGCUUUGGAGGGGCCCCGACGGCCUUGUUCGGGGGAUGGGCUUCUUUGUUCAGUGGUUUCAGGCUUCUGGUUCUUCCUGUUCUUUCUGGGUGGAGAACGGGAACGAGUCCUCCGGCGGCGAUGUCUUCUCGGGGGAGACCUUGAAGAAGACGGGGAACGCCGACGGUAUCUUCUCGGCGGUGAGCGCGAGGAGGAAUAGGAGCGUGACCUGUAGUGCCUCCGCGGAGAGGGGCGACGUCGUCGCUGUCUUUCCAGUUCGUGAAUUCGGUCGUCCUGAAUUCUGAGGAGGCUGUUCGUCAAUUGUAUUUCUUUGAGCAAGCGGACGGUGAUGGGGUCAGCAUCCUCGGGAAUGUUGAGCGGUUCCUCUUCUUCUCCAUGACGGACUCUCCGCCUUUCGGAGGUGUGGGUGAAUGAGGAAGCAUGUUGCCCGUCUCGGAGGUCGGUCUCAUUCACAUUCUGGGCAUGUUCCGGCACGUUGGUCGUUCGGAUCUGCUCGCCGUUUUGAACGUGCCCUUCUGGAGGAACAUGGUCAACAUUCUGGACCUGUUGUAGGACCUGCAACAGCUGAGUGUCCUGGGUUUCAUGCCCGGACCUUUGUCGCCGACGAUCCCCCCGACGAUGAUUAGCUAGCUCGCGGGAGGAUUCCUCGAUCAGCUCGUGAAGGAGGAAAGGGUCAGCGUUUGGGAUGUUGUUGUUGUUGUCAGCCAUGACGAUUGGAGAUGAUUAGCUUUGAUCUUCGUUCUUUAAAGAUGGGGAAGCAAGUUUCCCACAGACGGCGCCACUAAUCGUACCUGAUCAGAAGAAUCGUCGUAGGCUGCUCGGACUGGAUCUUCUAGGAAGGAGAAAAAAGGGGGGUGUACCUGCAAGGUACUCCAAUGCCAAAGUAAGUUGACGAGCAAAGGAGCGCAAGUACUAGCUAAGAGUGAGUAAGAAUUGAAUACCUGACCCUCUACUGAGAGAGGGUAUUUAUAGCCCCCAGCGCUGGGCCAUGAUCACGCUAGUGGACUGGAUUUCCAGGCCCAACUAGGAGACUGCCAGGUUUCCUAGGCGGAAAUAUCGGAGGUGCGUGAUGCCCUCUGUCCUGGUUAACCGCUCCGGAAUCCCAGGGAGACGCGGUCUUAUAAGGGCCACGUGGACUCCGUAGUAUUCGGAGGAUUGGGUGUGAAGGACCACUGCGCGGAGCAGGGUCCUCGGCAGACAAGUGCUCGUAGAAAGCUGUGUGCCGAGCAUCCACCUGCUCGUGGAGAGCACUGUGCCGAGCACCAGCUAGAAGACGGAGAGCGGUGCCGGGCAAAGCCGAGACGAACAUGAAGCAUCGUCUGCCAGUAGCUUAGGUUGGUUUGGGCCUUUAAGCCUAAUGGGCUGAAACUAGGUGGGCCGAAUCUCGGCCCAGCCCAGAACAUUAUUUAUUAUAAAUCGUUUUAACAAUUUAACACGUAUUAUGUAAAGUAAUCAUUUCUUUUAUAAACAAAAAAGUUAUUAAAGAUUUAACAAACUUUUUUACAUUAAUCAUAUGGGAAAUACAAAUUUAAAAAAGUGGAAAUUUAUGAUUUAUUGAAAACGUAAAACAACUUAUAAUUUAACAUAAAUUAUUUUUCAAAAAUGAUUUAUAAUUUAAAAAAGAGAGUAAAUGAAAGCAAACAAUUAAAAUAUUUAUGUUAAUUAUAAUGUUGAUUAAUCUUAAAGAUAA